ACUCUGCCAUGUCCCUCAAGGUUAUCGUCACAGCGUGUGUGGUAAUGGUGGCGGUGGCCGACCAGGCUCCUGUGUACCACGCCCCUCCUGCCUAUGGCCCGCCUCCCUCCUACCAUGCCCCCCAGCCAUACCAUCAACCCGAGUACCCGGAGGUUCCUCCCAAGUACACUUAUAACUACGGUGUCGCCGACGAAUACUCCGGUGCCAACUUCGGUCACUCCGAGGUCCGCGAUGGCUACAAGACCGAGGGCAGCUACACGGUGAACCUCCCUGACGGCCGCAAACAGACCGUCACCUACGUAGAUAAUGGCGACGGUCUGGAGGCCGUGGUGACCUACGAGGGUGAGGCCCAGUACCCUGAACACCAGCCUUCCUAUUCUGCUCCUCCCGCACCCUACGCCCCUCUUCCAGCAUACGAGCCCGCCCCAGCUUACCCUGCUCCUCCAACCCCAACUUACGCCUAAACCUCUCGUCCAAUAAUAACAAAAUACAGGCAAGACUUUAGGGACCUUUUGAUAUGGUCUUUGCUCGAGAUAUAACUGAGUAUUAUGUAUAUAUAUUUGUAUAAACUGUCAUGGCAAUGUUGUGAAAUAAACAUAAUAUACUGUAAA
Molecule: messenger RNA, 611 nt
Organism: Homarus americanus (American lobster)
Lineage: Eukaryota; Metazoa; Arthropoda; Malacostraca; Decapoda; Nephropidae
Product: cuticle protein 7-like
Exons: 3
Coding region: 9-464 (151 amino acids)
Cellular component (GO): extracellular matrix
Source: RefSeq, a predicted model, not a curated record